Molecule: messenger RNA, 1452 nt
Organism: Trifolium pratense (red clover)
Lineage: Eukaryota; Viridiplantae; Streptophyta; Magnoliopsida; Fabales; Fabaceae
Product: 2-dehydro-3-deoxyphosphooctonate aldolase
Exons: 14
Coding region: 254-1123 (289 amino acids)
Biological process (GO): monosaccharide biosynthetic process
Cellular component (GO): cytoplasm; cytosol
Molecular function (GO): 3-deoxy-8-phosphooctulonate synthase activity
Source: RefSeq, a predicted model, not a curated record
AGCUACGGAGUUUCGUGGCUAUAUAAUUUUUUUUUAAAAUUAUAUUGCCACUAUUGAUGCACGCUGAGUUCCCACUUCCAUUGCUUUUGUUUUUCUCCCAAAUCACUGAAACCCUAACUUUAUCAAAAUCUCACAUGCUCCCGUUUCACCUCAUCUCGUCGAAUAGAUCUGACACCACGAAUUCUUGAAAAUUCCUCAAUCAAAAUUCCGAUUCUGUGCUUUUCAUUCCCCUGCAGAUUCACUUUCUCAAAAUAUGGAUCCCUCAUUACUCUAUGACCAGCUCAAGGCUGCAGACCCGUUUUUUCUGCUAGCUGGUCCCAAUGUGAUUGAAUCAGAGGAGCACAUUAUGCGAAUGGCUAAGCAUAUCAAGACUAUUUCAUCUAAAUUUGGAAUUCCAUUGGUUUUCAAAUCAAGCUUUGACAAAGCUAACCGGACAUCAUCAAAAUCAUUUCGUGGCCCGGGGAUGGUUGAGGGAUUGAAGAUACUUGAGAAGGUUAAAAUAGCUUACGACCUCCCUAUAGUGACAGAUGUGCAUGAGGCCAUCCAGUGUGAACCAGUUGGCAAAGUUGCAGAUAUCAUUCAGAUUCCAGCAUUCUUAUGUCGCCAAACAGAUCUUCUAGUUGCAGCAGCCAAAACUGGGAAGAUUAUCAAUAUCAAGAAAGGCCAGUUCUGUGCUCCUUCGGUGAUGACAAAUUCAGCGGAAAAGGUUCGGUUAGCUGGAAAUCCUAAUGUGAUGGUUUGCGAGAGAGGAACAAUGUUUGGCUAUAAUGAUUUAAUUGUUGAUCCACGUAACCUGGAGUGGAUGAGAGAAGCCAAUUGUCCUAUUGUAGCUGAUAUAACCCACUCACUACAACAACCUGCUGGAAAGAAGUUGGAUGGAGGAGGUGUUGCAAGUGGAGGUCUUCGAGAACUAAUACCUUGCAUUGCAAGGACAUCAGUCGCAGUUGGAGUGGAUGGGAUCUUCAUGGAGGUGCAUGACGAUCCGCUGAAUGCACCAGUAGAUGGUCCAACACAGUGGCCUUUGCGCCACUUGGAGGAAUUACUUGAAGAGCUUAUUGCUAUAUCUAGGGUAAGCAAAGGGAAGAAGCCAUUUAAGAUUGAUCUCACGCCGUUUCGUGAAUAAGAAGAAUGGUGAUGAUUGAGCUAUUCUGAAUAUAAGUCCCUCGGCAUUGUGCUUUUAAGAUUUUUCAAGCUUGAAUUCAAAACUAUCUUCAUUUUGUUGCAAAGUUCAAGCUCCUCCUCAUAAGAAAGACUGUUUAUUCUAAAAACCGAUGUUUGUCAUGUAGUGACACUAACUGAUGUUUGCACCAAUAAUGUUGUAGGCUUAACCUUGUUAGUUAACUAAAGUUGAGGCAAAUAAGUAUAAGAUAUAGGUGGAUUAUUUGUUAUGUCUCUUGUUAGUUAAAUUAUAUUUGUACUUUAAUUAGGGCUCGUUUGGCCCAGCUUUUUUUA